AUGGAGACUAUGGUGGCAAGUGUGGGUACCCCACUCCAUGCUGCCACUGCAGCCAGUCCAAGUCAAAUCCCACCAACCUCACCACUGCAAAGUGUUAUUCUACCACCUCCUGUAGUCGAUCCAGAGCUGCUUUCUGUUCACUCCCAGGGAGCUGUGUCACGAUAUGUGGUGUCUGUGAACCAUAAAGGCAGUAAGUAUCAUGUGCUACAGCUCUCACCUGGUCCCUUGGCACCGCCCACCCCCUUCGACAUCAUUCUUCCCCCAGCAGCAGCAUUUGUGUCUGACCAGACUACAAUGACUGCUUACCCCGACUUUUCUGUGUCAUCAUGUGGAUGGCAGGCUCUGUUCAGUCUGGUUGUCCAUCCCGAUUUUCUUUGGGAUUGUUGGGGCCCAGGCAAUUUGGGUGAAUUUUCUGAUGUCAGCUCUCUCUGGAAGUGCUGGGAUGAGGGCACGGCUAUUGAGGGAGUUGGUCGCAAGCCUCCAUUGCGGAUGGUGGAGACUGAAUGGGGUUCUCGCAAGGACAAGCGGUCAAACAAGGGACACCAUGCUGCAUGGCGUCCUCGCCAAAACACCACUGCCUGUCAAAAAUGGUCUCAAUUUCAGUUUUUCAUCAGUCGAAUAGAGACCUCCAUUAGCACUGGGCUUACAGCCUCGCAAGCUGUCCAAGUUCUUGAAGAUACACGUCUUACGUUCUCAAUGCCGCAGCUUCAUCGCAAACUCCAAACAAAGCGGCAGAAGAAGGGCAAGGUAGGUGGCCCUUGCCCUGAGUCUAGUGCUCCCUCCUCUGGGGAUGUCAUCAUGGCCACUUAA
Messenger RNA from Laccaria bicolor S238N-H82, 810 nucleotides. RefSeq lists its product as uncharacterized. The coding region runs from base 1 to 810 and encodes 269 amino acids. The record is from RefSeq and is a predicted model, not a curated record. The transcript has 2 exons. Lineage: Eukaryota; Fungi; Basidiomycota; Agaricomycetes; Agaricales; Hydnangiaceae.